AUGGACAUACCAAAGAAGACUCCCUUCAAUCCAGAGACUAAUGUUUAUAACUUGAAUGGAAAGACUCUUCCAAAAACAUCAGUGUUUAUUGCAAAAAUAUAUCUCAAGAAAUUUGAUGUUGUGGAAGUACAUGCAUUGGGUGAAACCAUUUCAAAGGCAGUAAAAGUGGUUGAAUAACUUUAACGACAAAAUUACGUGACAAUUGAGAAUAUCAAUACAUUCACUUAGAAAUUUGAAGAUAAUAGGACCAAAGCCAAGAUUAUUGUUACUUUAAAGGUAACUGAUGAUGGAAAAAAAAGAGUCAAUGAGGAGAUUAAAUAAUGA
Messenger RNA from Paramecium tetraurelia, 324 nucleotides. RefSeq lists its product as uncharacterized. Gene Ontology annotation, molecular function: nucleic acid binding. NCBI's taxonomy places the organism in Eukaryota, Ciliophora, Oligohymenophorea, Peniculida, Parameciidae. The transcript has 2 exons. The record is from RefSeq and is a predicted model, not a curated record.